Aspergillus chevalieri is the source of this 417-nucleotide messenger RNA. RefSeq names its product signal recognition particle 14 kDa protein. Gene Ontology annotation, molecular function: endoplasmic reticulum signal sequence receptor activity; 7S RNA binding. Gene Ontology annotation, cellular component: signal recognition particle, endoplasmic reticulum targeting. Gene Ontology annotation, biological process: SRP-dependent cotranslational protein targeting to membrane. Lineage: Eukaryota; Fungi; Ascomycota; Eurotiomycetes; Eurotiales; Aspergillaceae. The transcript has 2 exons. The record is from RefSeq and is a predicted model, not a curated record. Bases 1 to 417 code for a protein of 138 amino acids.
AUGGCGCCGCAUCUCAGUAACGAGGAGUUCUUCGCCUCCCUAACAACCCUCCUAAGCACCACCUCCCAGAAAACCCGUGGCUCCGUCUACCUCACCCAAAAACCACUCCUCAACACCACCACCUCCACCAACGGCGACGACCCCUCCCCCGUCUCGCGGCCUUCAAUCCUAAUCCGCGCAACAGACGGAAACACCAACGCGCCCAAUCCGAAGAAUCCCAAGAACAAGAUCGAAAAGUCCAAGGCGAAGUCGAGCAAAGUCAAGAUCUCGACUGUUGUGGCGCCGGAGGAGCUGGAGGGGUUUUAUGGACGGUAUGCGGAGAUUUGUAAGGCAGGAAUGACGGGGUUGAAGAAAAGGGAUCGGAAGAGGGGGAAGGCGAAGGGGAAGGGGGGUGCUGGGAAGGGUGCUAAGGCUUGA